Corticium candelabrum is the source of this 1504-nucleotide messenger RNA. RefSeq names its product translation initiation factor eIF-2B subunit alpha-like. Gene Ontology annotation, cellular component: eukaryotic translation initiation factor 2B complex. Lineage: Eukaryota; Metazoa; Porifera; Homoscleromorpha; Homosclerophorida; Plakinidae. The record is from RefSeq and is a predicted model, not a curated record. The transcript is spliced from 11 exons. Gene Ontology annotation, molecular function: guanyl-nucleotide exchange factor activity; translation initiation factor activity. Bases 119 to 1186 code for a protein of 355 amino acids. Gene Ontology annotation, biological process: translational initiation.
AUAACAUGCAAAUAUCAAUGUGCGAUAAUAUGCGGGCUGUCAUAAAACAAGCUAUAUUUAUAUUAUUUCUAUUCAAAUUAAACGUUUUAAUAGCCACUGUUUUUACAAAAUUUAAUUUAUGAUUUAUAAUUUGUCUAGGCAAACAAAGUUGAGAAAACAACUUGCGCGUACUAGGUUAUGGGUUCCGAGGACAACAAGAAUGCAGAGAACAGAAGUGGUACCAUUUUUUGAGAGUCUUCUACAGGGUGAUCCUGAAAUGUCGACAGCAAUUGCUGCCAUUCAGACUCUAAUGGAGUUUAUGAAAAGAAACUCGGCUGAAACGAUUGCUGAGCUAACGAGUGACUUGAAAGGUGCAAUGGUUGAGCUACAGACAAGUGAUCAGUCUGUUGUGUCUGUAGCAUCAGGAUGCGAACUAUUCUUUCGUUUUAUUACUCUCACGGCUCUAGACAUGGCAAAUUUCAAUGACUGCAAACAGUUGCUGGUUGAAAGAGGUCAGUUAUAUUUGCAGAAGGCUGCACAGGCACGCCAAAAGAUAGGAAAACUUGGAGUUCCAUUUAUCAGGGAUGGGGCUACAAUACUCAUACAUUCUCGUUCUCGUGUUGUACUCACUCUAUUGAAGGAAGCAGCGAGCUACAACAAGCACUGCACUGUUUUUGUAACAGAGUCAUGUCCUGAUAGAUCAGGGCUUAUUAUGCAAAAGGCUCUUCAAGAUGCUGGCAUUCGUGCUUAUGUAAUUGUCGAUGCAGCUGUUGGUUAUAUUAUGGAAAGAAUUGAUUUAGUAAUGUUUGGAGCUGAAGGUGUGGUUGAAAGUGGUGGCAUCAUUAACAAGGUUAGCUUUGAUGCCUUCAGGAAAUCAGUAUAUAGAAGACACAAGAUCUUAUACAAUAGAAAACAUACACAUUCAAACUUGCUUGAUAUUGGAACAUAUCAGAUAGCCGUUGUUGCCAAGGCUGCCAACAAACCAGUGUACGUUGUUGCCGAAAGUUUCAAGUUUCUUCGUCAAUAUCCACUCAACCAAUUUGAAGCCCCAAACAAACACAAGUAUGUGAACCCACAGCCUAAUGAUUUCUCUGAUCAUCCACUUGUGGACUACACACCACCAUCUUAUAUCAACCUACUGUUUACUGACUUUGCAGUGUUGACUCCUUCUGCUGUUAGUGACGAAUUGAUUAAAUUGUAUUGCUGAGUUAAGGUAGUACAGUACAUAACAACUGACCAAGUUUGAAAAUGCUCAAGUUACAAAUAUUUCCUACAGUUCUGUGAACUGAGAAACGUAAGUUUGACAAUUACAUAGUAAUUAUUGACAACUCACUUGUUUACUGUGAUCUUCUAAUACACUAGAGAGUUUACCUUGAACAUUGCUAGGUAUGAUAGAAAUUGAUCUAGAUGGCCAAAAGUGGCAUUAGAAUGAGGUCUUUAUCACACAUUUUUAGUAGAGUAAAGUAAUGACAAUCUUGAAGAAAGAAUUUACUUGGUCCAGCUCUGUUCUCAAGUUGCUAGUGUA